Punica granatum (pomegranate) is the source of this 3384-nucleotide messenger RNA. The record is from RefSeq and is a predicted model, not a curated record. NCBI's taxonomy places the organism in Eukaryota, Viridiplantae, Streptophyta, Magnoliopsida, Myrtales, Lythraceae.
UCAGAAUUCAAUUAAAUUUCCAAGGGGACCGCCGAUCUUAAUUUAUUUCAGAAUAGUCCCUUAAUUUAUGCUCAGUUGAACUAAGGUCAUGUUUGGCAAUAGAGUUGCACUCAGUUUAACUCUAUUACACAUUUUUUAAAAUUUCAAAAAGACUCAAAUUUUUAAAAAAAUUUCAAUUUUGCCCCAACCUUUUCUCUCUCCUCUGCACGUUCACUGUUCAUCUUCCUCUUCUCUACCCCCUCCACUGUUCAUCGCCCCAAACCCGCCCUCUCUUUCGACUCUGCAAGAUUCGCCUCGAUCCCGCCCUCUCCUCAGGCCGAGGCUGCAGAAGCAUCAACAGACUCGCGGAGACGGAGGCGCUCAGUGAGCGAGUCUCGGAGGGAGGUGAAGUGCGAGUCAAUAUCGGACCUGGCGAGGGAGAAGGAAGGGAGGACAGAGGGGAAGCUCGCCUGAAGAGAAGAAGAUGAAGCCGCCAUCCUCGCUCCACAAUCACAAUUGAAGGCUCAACCGGUGUCGAUCUUCAGAUUUGGGGCUCGGUUGAGAUUCACAGAGAGAGACAGAUUGCAAAAGAGAGAGAAGUCGGGAAGGAAGAGAGAGAGUGAGUGAGAGGGUGGGGCAUAUUUUGAAAAAUCUUAAAAAUCUAGGCCAUUUUAUAAUUUUCAAAAAGUUUGGAGUUGAGUUAAACCAUACUCCGCUCAAUUUUCCUCUUCCGUCUUUUUACUGUUCUCUUUUGGCGCUUUUUUCUUUUAUUUCCUCAACUCUCCGGUCGUCUUGUCGCUGAGCGAGUCGCCGUAGAGAAGCUCCGGCGUAUCAGUACACUGAACAGUGCUCUGGAUCUCCCCGGCAAUGAGCAGCUGAUUCGAAUUCCUCUCACUUCGAAAGCUCCCCAUUGCAUCGAUGGAGCCGGCGGCGGCGAUGCCUUCAACUCCUCGCUGGAACGUCGAAAGGCCUUUCCUCACCGGCCGCUUUCACCAGGAAGUGAAAGGAACAUCUCGGCUCGCACACGAUUCUCAUAGUGUUGGAUCGAACGAGGCCAUAGGUUGCUAUGAUGCUUCGGUUCAGGAGCUUAUUGUCAUCGAUGACCUCCUAUCUGCUUUGGUUGGUAUCGAGGGGAGAUACAUUUCGAUCACGAGAAUUCGUGGGAAGGAUGAUGAGGUUUCCUUCCAAAUUGAUGCAUCCAUGGAUUUGACACUACAAGAAAUGGCUAAAAGGAUAUUUCCUCUUUGUCAAAGUUUUCUUUUAAUUAGCCAAUUUGUGGAGUCAAGAUCUCAGUUCAAGAAUGGAUUAGUUAAUCACGCCUUUGCUGCCGCUCUCAGAGAACUCCUCCUAGAUUACCAGGCAAUGGUUGCACAACUUGAACACCAGUUUCGACUCGGAAGACUUUCCAUACAAGGGUUGUGGUUUUACUGUCAGCCCCUUAUGGUGUCCAUGCAAGCAUUAUCAGUGGUGAUUCAGAAGGCUUCAGCUAAUAAUUACACUGGUUCUGCAGUUCUUAACCUGUUACAGAGUCAGGCGAAGGCCAUGGCUGGUGAUAAUGCAGUAAGGUCAUUACUAGAAAGGAUGACUCAACGUGCAAACAAUGCAUAUCUUGGUAUAUUGGAAAGAUGGGUCUAUGAAGGAGUAAUCGAUGACCCUUAUGGUGAAUUUUUUAUCAAGGAGAACAAAUCUCUUCUAAAGGAAAGCCUCACUCAGGAUAGCGAUGCUAAAUUUUGGAGUGAGCGUUACAGUCUCAAGGAUGGAAUCCCUAGCUUUUUGGCGAAUAUUGCCGGGACAAUUUUGACAACUGGGAAAUAUCUAAACGUCAUGAGAGAAUGUGGACACACUGUUCAGGUCCCAGUGUCAGAGAAUUCAAAAUUCAUGAGCUUUGGUGCGAAUCAUCACUAUCUUGAAUGUAUAAAAGUUGCGUAUGAUUUUGCCAGUGGAGAACUCCUAAAUCUCAUCAAAGAAAAGUAUGACUUGGUUGGAAAGCUGCGGUCCAUAAAGCAUUAUCUUCUUCUUGAUCAGGGUGAUUUCUUGGUUCAUUUCAUGGAUAUAGCUCGAGAUGAACUCAACAAACAACUUGAUGAGAUAUCAGUGGAGAAGCUUCAGUCUCUGCUGGACCUUGCUCUACGUACAACUGCAGCUGCAUCAGACCCCUGUCAUGAAGACUUAACCUGUUGUGUUGAAAGAUCCCCUUUGCUGAAAAGAUUAAGCGAUCUCGAGCUUCAUGACACUGUAUCUGAUGGGAAAGGCUCGGAGGAGCCUGUCAGCGUAACAGGGCUUGAAACAUUUUCUCUCAGUUACAAGGUUCAGUGGCCAUUAUCUAUUGUGAUAUCAAGAAAAGCCUUGACAAAGUACCAGUUGAUUUUUCGGUUUCUUUUCCACUGCAAACAUGUGGAACGCCAACUUUGUGGAGCUUGGCAAAUGCAUCAGGGUGUCCGUGCUCUGAACAGUCGUGGAACUGCCAUUUCUCGAUCCUCUCUUCUGUGCCGAAGCAUGCUUAAAUUUAUUAAUAGCCUUCUACACUAUCUAACAUUUGAGGUCCUUGAACCUAACUGGCAUGUGAUGCAUAAUAGGCUUCAGACAGCGAAGAGCAUAGAUGAGGUUAUUCGGCACCAUGAUUUUUUCCUUGAGAAGUGCCUGAGAGAAUGUCUGCUUCUCUUGCCUGAACUUCUGAAGAAGAUGGAGAGGUUAAAGAUGCUGUGUGUACAGUAUGCUGCAGCGGCCCAGUGGUUGAUAUCAUCUUCUGUCGACAUUCUGAAGAUGGAGGAACCAUCAAGGGAUCGAUCAGAGAAAUCAAAGCCAUGGAAAUCAAGAGGCUUAUCUCAGGGAAUGAUGUUGACCACCAGAAAUGCGACAGUAAUGGAUUCUAUUAUCACUUUCGAGAAGGAAUUCAGUACUGAGCUUCAUAGCCUGGGGCUGAUCUUGAGCAACAAUGCCCAGAAGGAGCCAUAUCUUACUCAUCUUGCACAGUGGGUUCUCGGUGUUCGGAGUAACCCAUGAAUAUCUGCAGGGCUGCUCUAUAUUCCUGAGGUUCUUCCUCAUCUAGUCCAUUUUUGCAACCACCGACGAUGAUCUCUUGACUGCCUCUGUGCAGCUUUGAGCAUCAUUUUUGGGAGAUUUCCAAUGGAUGCAGUUAAUGAAAUUGGACCUGCAACGGUAAAGGCUUAAGUAGUUCGUUGAGAGGUAGGAAUUUGUUUCUUCUGUAAAAGCAACAUGUCUUCCUCGUCUUGCUUCUGUUGGAACCGUUGGUUUUUUUCCAGUGUCUUGUCAGUUUCACCUGAGGAAAUACUCUGGCUGCUUGUAAGAUUAUUGAGUUUCUAUUCCUCGAGUUUGUAAGAUUAUUAUGUUAAUUCGAGAGAGGCUGAGUAAUUAGCGUAAUGCUCAACCUUAGAUUGACUUAAA